This is a messenger RNA of Rhagoletis zephyria (snowberry fruit fly), 2332 nucleotides long. It is a transcript of the gene hrm, whose product is annotated as solute carrier family 16 member hermes. Gene Ontology annotation, molecular function: monocarboxylic acid transmembrane transporter activity. Gene Ontology annotation, biological process: monocarboxylic acid transport; transmembrane transport. Lineage: Eukaryota; Metazoa; Arthropoda; Insecta; Diptera; Tephritidae. The record is from RefSeq and is a predicted model, not a curated record.
CUACGUGUGCGCCAUGAAGUUUAUCGGAUUUCGAUAUGUGUUGGCAGUUUUCAUGAAUACGGUAACAUUGUAAAAAAGCAGCGAAGAUGUGUGGAAGUCGAGUGUAGUGAUGUUUUUGGCGCAGUGACGGACAAUUUUGACAUGCAACUAAUGCGAAAAACCAUAUUUAAAUAAGUAAUAUCAACUAAAACUGGACGAAUUUAAAGUUCGUGUAUGAGAUAAUGGCGAGAGAAGACGUAUCUGUGACUAAAAAGCAGAGUUCCAACGCAGAUAGCAAUAAGUUAAAAGUUAACGGAGCUACCGAAUCAUGUGAUAAAGCAGUUAGUUUAUUGGAUGACAAACCAAAUGUAGACAGUAACGACUAUGACUUGGUGCCGCCGGAUGGAGGAUGGGGCUGGUUGGUAUUACUUGGUGCGAUGAUGGUGAACAUCCUUAUACCGGGCAUGAUUAAAAGUUUUGGUGUAUUAUUCGUUGAAUUUUUGGAAGCUUUCGAUGCAUCACCAGCGACAGGAGCGUGGAUACCGGCGCUUUGUUACUUCCUGUAUAGUUCUUUAGGUCCCGUAUCCAGUAUAUUGUCUGUUAAAUAUUCAUACCGAACAGUUACAAUAAUGGGUGGUGCUUCAGCGGCGUUUGGUAUGAUCAUGUCAUUUUGGGCAUCAUCUGUAGCAUACUUGUACUUAAGUUAUGGAGUUCUAGUGGGGAUUGGUGCCGGCCUAUCAUUCCCUCCGACCGUGUAUAUAGUGACGUCAUACUUUGUUAGACUACGUGGCCUAGCCAAUGGACUCUGUAUAUCGGGGAGUGCACUUGGAUCGAUUAUUUUACCGCCAGUAUUGCGUUGGCUUCUCGAAACUUAUGGAUACAGAGGUGCCGUUCUGAUAAUGGGUGGCUUAACAUUGAACGUUUUCGUUGCUGCAAUCUUCUAUGAACCAGUUGAACAACAUAUGAUUCGUGUUCCUAAAAACGAGAAUGCGCUUGAUGAUAUUGACGAGGAAGAUAUCGGAAUUGUUAUGAAGUUCGAAACUGUAGACGAAGCUGGCUCAAUAAAUAACGAUGUGGUGUCGCAUGAUGGUUGCAGUGAUGUAGUCACAAAACCCUUUCCAUCAUAUAGUCCGCCUGCACUUUUACCGGAUAAUCAAUUUGUACGUAGUGCUUCAGCGGCGGUCGUACAAAAUUGCAGCAAACAUCAGGACGAAUACGCACCAAACUCACGCACACGCAAAAUUAGCACACCAGUCCGCUUACCACAGCGCAAUCAAACUUUUACGCCUGGCCAAUUAAAUUCGCAAUCGUCAUUGUACGCCGUACCAGAAGGCGGUCGGUCCAGUCAUAAACUAGAUCGUCUCAGCGCUUUGCGUAAUAAUUCAAAGAAUCGUCUCUCCCGUCGUUCGCCUUCCACCAGUAGUUUUCAAUACAUAAGCACGCCUUAUCACGGCAGCACACUCUCGUUUCAACCCAAAGAAUUUUCUUCACACCUCUCGCUUCGCUCGAUGGCAAGCAGCACAGGAGCAGCAGCUGGCGAAAGUCUAAUGGGCGAUGCCACUGGCGAUAAAAGUGAACAAAAACCGCCUACACGUUCCAAAUUUUUCGACCUUAGCCUAUUGAAGGACCCAACUUAUCUGGUUAUUUUAAUCUCGAAUUCAACAAAUGCCAUUGGUUACACCAACUUCAUUAUAUUACUGCCUGCUUAUGGUGUUGCUUUGGGUUUUAAUAAGUCACUAGCAGCUUACCUGAUUUCAAUUGUAUCGGCAACCGAUCUCAUUGGACGUAUUGGUGGAUCGGCACUUUCUGAUCUCGGUCUUAUACCAAAGGCUUGGUAUUUCGUUGGAGGUCUCGCCGUAUCUGGUUUGUCACUUGCUCUUCUGCCAUUCGCCACCAGUUAUAGAAUGCUGAGUUUUUGGUGUGCCGUUUUUGGGCUCGCAUCCGGUAUAUACGUUGGCAUUACCGCUGUUAUCAUGGCUGAUAUGUUGGGCGAGGAGCGUUUAACAUCAUCAUACGGUAUUAGCUUAUUUGUGAAUGGAAUAUUGCAACUAAUAGGACCACCACUAUGUGGCGCUUGGUUUGAGGCAGUAAGGGAUUAUAGUCCGCUGUUUCACACUUUGGGACUUACGUUAUUGGGUGGCGCCAGCCUUUGGAGUUUCAUGCCAUUUAUAAAUAGACAAAAAGCCAAAGAAGAGAAAAUGAAACAAGCACAAUGCGACAACGAAGCGCAUUAAACGUAUUUUUUUGUCAUAUACAGAACUGCGUUUUUUUCUACUAAAUGCAUUCUUAUUUACUUAAAUUUAAAAGUAAUAUUCGCGAAUAGUUAAUAAAGUCAUAUUUUGUAUACAAGAAA